Molecule: messenger RNA, 1414 nt
Organism: Capsicum annuum
Lineage: Eukaryota; Viridiplantae; Streptophyta; Magnoliopsida; Solanales; Solanaceae
Product: MDIS1-interacting receptor like kinase 2-like
Molecular function (GO): protein binding
Source: RefSeq, a predicted model, not a curated record
UCCCUGCUCUGGUCUUUUUUAAGUAGAAUUUUCUUUUAGUCAUUUCAUCAAACACCUUUAAUGCAAAUCACGAGUUGCUUUAAUUUUCACAUAAGAAAAUGCCCUUUUUGUUAGUGGAUUUAAUAUGCCGAUUCACGAUUUAAGCUCUAUGUGUUCAAUCUGUAAGGUUCUAUAUUUCUAAAGUUAUUAGUUAACAUCUUGUUAUUUUAAUGGACCUUUGCACGUAAAUUUAUGCUCCACUAUCAAAAAUGUUGGGUUCAGAAGAACCUUGGUACUAUGUCUUAACUUUGGGGGACAAAGUUACCUGGUAUUUGUUAUUGGUGAGAGGUAGUAGGUAUUUCGUAAAAUUAGUCGAGGUGUGCAUAAGCUGGCCCAUAAGUGUACGCCAACCUGUGGAAUAUGAAGAGGGUAGAGUGUACACCGAGCUGUGGAAUAUGGAGAGGGUAGAGUGUACACCGACUUGUGGGGUAUGGCGAGGGUAGAGUGUACACAAGUUGACUCAUACACCACAAUUAUCAGCAAGAACAACAACAUGGCCCAAUGUAGUCCCACAAAGUGGGGUAUGGGAAGGGUAGAGUGUUCGCCGACCUGUGGGGUAUCGGUAGGGUAGAGUGUACACAUACGUUACCUCUACCUCAUAGGUGAGAUAGAUAUGUUGUUUCCGAUAGACCCCCGGAUCAAGAUAGAAACACACUAGAAAAAGACGUAAUGAGAUAGACAACACGAUUAUCAAAAAAAGGAAAAGAAACAGGUACUACUAUGCUGCAUCCCCUUUUGGGUACAUGAGAUAGAAAUGAGUCAAAGAAUCUGCUCAGCAUUAUUGGAGGUUUCAGCUUUACCUUUUUGGAAAAGAUAAGCUAUGCUAUGCUGUAAUGGCCCAGAAGUGAAACAACAUGGAAAAGUGAAAAAACAUUGUUCUUUUUUCUAUAAACCACACAAUGUUGUUUGUCGAUUUACGUGAAUCCAGUAGCUUUUGCCUAGAUCAUGUAUAUGUUUUAAGAAAUCCACUAAAUAUCUAUAAAUAUUUGAGCCGAGGGUCUAUUAGAAACAACCUAAAUACCUCACAAAGGCACUGCUGUCGAAGGGUCAAAACGCGCGUUUUCCCUUGCUUAAUGUGCACUUCAAUGCCAUCGUCAAGGGUCUUCAUUUCUUUUUUGCUGCUUUUAGUCCUUUGUGAGGUGACUUUGGAACAAGCUACGCAAGGCCCUCUACUCAAAAUUUGUACUACAACUUGGUUUGACAGCAGUUCAACAAAUAUACCUCCUCCUCUUGCCGAAGAAGAUGAGAAUGUCAUCAAUGAUCUGCUUGGUUGUUCUAAGGGAAUAUUACCUCCAAGUUGUUUUAUUGGAUUUUCAAAUGCCGUCACUUGCAAUUGUUAUCAUGAGAAUCAGAAAAGAUGUCGAGUGGAGCACAU